UUAUAUAUUAUCAUAAGGCAAAGGCUAACAGGAGGAAAAUCUUUUGUAUUGAACCACUCUUGGUCGGAAUCGAACUCCUUAUUGGCGUGAUUUUUAAUAUCAAGUCAUCGUACUAAGGCCAACUUUGCCACGGAAUGCAACAAAUCGCCGUCGUGGGUGCAAAAUUGGUAGCCACCGCUGUUUUUACACUCAUACAAAAGGGAUGGGGGCACAAAAAGGGAACAAAGGCACUUACAUUUAAGUGAGAAUGUGAAAGUAGAAGGCUACUAGAGGCGCAUCAUCCGCUGUGGUUAAACUGGAGAGAUGCGCUCCCCCCCCCCCAUUUUUUUCUUUUUUCCCUUUCUUUAAUGGAUAGAGAGAGACUUGUAGCAAGUCCAUGGUUAAACUGACUUUUCCCCAUAUUGGCACUUGUGCAGCCCAUGGUGCUUUCACUAAGCUGCGAGAAGUAAACUAUGGGAGUAAACAGUACAAUUCUCAUUCAUCGGCUCAUUGUUAGCAAAUACUUGUUCUGUUGCUGUUGUCGGUAAUCACAUUGAGCUAUGUCAACAAGGCCCCUCAGCGGCCACAAAGAAACAAGAUUCCUGACAUUGUCUUGGCCUGAAUUGUAAUCCCGACUUGAGCUCAGACUACAAUACUAGAAUGAAAAGUGAUUAAAGGACAUGGAUGGAUAAUGUGAAAACUGUUUUAUUGAAAAAUCUCUGAAAUUGCUUGUAUUUGUAUGGAAACGACUUCGAGGUGUUACCUAAGAAGAGAUUCUUGUUGCGUGACUUUCCAAUGUUUAGAUGGUAGAAAAUUCAAGCGGGCUAUCUGGCUAAGCUCAACGUCAACAAAAACCUACCGGCAUUUCAAGCGAGCGAUGGUAUGAACUCGCCCCACCAGAAGGUCAAUAGGCCUAGCAACGUAAUUAGAAGCAGAUAAAAGCAAUACAACUCAUCGAUCGAUAAGUUCCAUGGGAACAUGGAAACUUUUGUCAAGGGCUGUUCUAUUCCGGUGAUGCCAAGAUUCAGGUUUUUGUAAGGCUGAUUACAUUUCUUUGUUGUGGGCACAUGCUGUUUUCUGGGAAUAUACGGAUAGCUUUGUUCCAUCACAAGAAUCACAUUUUACAGACAUGAAAUAUUGAAGUCGAAGUUUUGAGAAAGGAAAGAUGUUCGAAUCCUGAAUACGACUUCAUUACGAGCUAUAUAUUUUCCAGCUUUUAUUCGCCAAAAUUUGCCGGUUUCUCCGACCGCUCAAUCCAGAAAAGACCGACAAAUGAAAAUGCUUAGAAGAUGUAUUUGUCCCAGAAUAGUAGCCUAUUCAGGGCAGCUGCAAAGGCUGAUCAUUCACUUGGGAAUGAGAAGGACACCGAGAGUUUUACGAUGCAAGAUAGUUUCAACUUUUACUUCGGUAUUGGCAGCUCAAGUUCUAGCGAAAAUGUAGAAAGAGAGAAGCCCAAGGCGACUACUAGUCAAGUUGUGAAAGGGUCGGUCAGGAGAAGCGCUAGCUUUACGCAGCAGCCAAAGAGGUCUUCGGUAAUGGAUCGUGGUUCAGGAUCUUCAGGUAGUGGAACUGGCGCACUCGAUGAAUGCGAUUUCGUGUCGCAGUGGGAGGAAAAUGUUGAUCUCAGAAUUUAUUCAAUAAAAGAUGCGCUGGAAGAGAUAAACAAAAUCAAUAGCACUUUAUCAAGCGCAAAUAAUGAUUGGGAACUCAGAGUUACCGCUCUUAAAAAACUGCGAGAAGUUAUUAAACAAUAUGGGGACCACGACCAGAUUUCAAAAGUACUCCGUGAUCUUGAGGUCUGCCUUCGAGUGUCUGUAAAGGAUCUGAGGUCUCAAAUCGUCAAAGAAGCAUGCCUAGUAUUAAGUUUUUUUGCUUCAAGACUACAUCGAGGUUUUGAUUAUCUUGCCGAAGCACUAAUUCCGGCUUUGAUCACACUCAUACCCAAUUCAGUGAAGAUCAUGUCCUCAUCUGGAAAUGCAUGCAUACGCUUGAUAAUAAAACACACUCAUUGCCCAAAGUUGAUACCAAUCUUUGUAAGCAACUUGCUAACAAAUAAAUCAAAGGAAGUCAGAAGAAAAUGUGGAGAGUACAUCGACUUAUUAUUAGAGACAUGGGAAACAAGUUCAAUUAAAGGCCAAGUGUCACUCAUCGAAGAAGCAAUCAGGAAAGGCAUCGCCGAUGCUGAUUCAGAAGCAAGAGCUGCCGUUCGACGAGCGUACUGGCAUUUUGCGGAUCAUUACAGGGACAAAGCGGACGCCUUGAUGCAAACAUUCGACAGUUCAAAGCAGAAACUGCUUCAAAGCGACAAAAACCUGUUGCAGGCUGGGCUGACCAGACCAUCGUCUUCAAUGGGACGGUACAAAACCAAGUCGACGAAAAGUUCUCGAACAACUAGUGCGUCUUCCUCAAGUGACACCGAGGAUCGAGCCAUCAUGCCACCGCCCCAACAGCCUAUCUCUCGUGAUGGGUACCGCCCUCCUGCCGGCAUGCAAAGGUCAGCAAGUCAACUGGAAGGGAAGAACCUACGAACCCCAAAAAUGGAACCACGCCAGAAGUCAUGUGACGACUUUCUUCGAUCAACUAAUGGUAGAAAUUCGACUAGAAGACAGCCUAAAAGACCCGUUGCUUCACAACCCUCAAGCCGGUCAGCCUCGCCAGCGCGAAGAAUGCCAUCUUUUUCAAGAGAAAGAUCAGAAGAUUACAUGAGGCGCAUCAGUCCUAUGAAGACUAGAAUUCCUACUCCAAGAAAAAGCUCUACGUCUCAAUCAGCAUCCCGGUCCAAUUCGAGAGCUGGAAGUCGCGAUUCAAGCCCGGUUCGUUCCGGAAGGGGAACUGGCAACGCUGUUUAUGUUGGCGAUAUGAAAGGGAGAUACAACGGAGUCUCAGGUGGAAGGGUGACUGAAGGGGAUCUUUGGGACGCUUAUGAGCGAAGUCCAGGAAGACGAAGGUACGACUCGGCAACGUCACAAGAGCAGCAUUCAAGCGACGAUGACAGUGAGACUUCGAGCUUAACCUCGGACAGGUCAGGAAAUGCAACGGGAAGCAAGCAAGCUCCAGCUACUCAGGAUAUCAACGAAAUCAUUAAAUUACUCAGCAGUCAAAGCUGGAUUGAGAACAAAGAUGGGAUGACGUCACUGCAAGCGUAUUUGCAAGGAUCGAAAAAACUAAAUUUGGAUGAGACUCUUCGACUGCGGGAUGUUUGCAAUAAGUUUUUCUCAGACCCACACAUAAAGGUGUAUCGUGUCUUUCUCGAUGUGCUGAGUGAGUUCAUAAUCCAGUGUCGAGUUCAUCUAAACGACUGGCUCUUCGUCUUGUUGACUCGCUUGUUACACAAAAUAGGAUCAGAUAUCUUACCAUCAUUACAUUCCAAAGUGGCGAGAGUUCUUGACAUUGUCCGAGACUCAUUUCCUUACGAUCAACAGUUCCAGAUUCUCACCAAGUACAUCACAGACAGCACCCAAACUCCAACUCUGAAGAUGAAGGUUGCAAUUCUGCAUUAUUUGCAAGGUUUAAUCAAACUUAUGGAUUCUAGUGACUUCUCAAAUAAUGCGGCAACGCGUUUAGCUGUAUCAAGAAUCAUCACUUGGACGUCAGAGCCAAAAAGUGCUGAAGUUCGAAAAGAGGCAGGAUCCGUCAUCGUGGCAUUGUUUGAACUCAACACGCCUGUGUUUAGCACCAUGCUUGCUGUGCUGCCAAAUUCUUUCCAGGAUGGCGCUACGAAGCUUCUUCACAGCCAUUUAAGGCCAAUGGCAAACCGAAUGGCAUCAACUCCGAGGCCGGCUCCAGAUUAUGACGUCGAAUACGAAGAUUAUUCUUCAAGAUACUCCAGCCCACAGAAAAAGGGGCAAAACAUACUAGGAUACAGAAGCAUAUCGCCAAAUAAACAUCACCCGGCUGGUUAUGAUACCGUAGAUUCAGAUAGUGGUUACUUGCCAGCUGCAUACAGUGCUCCUCUGCAUAGGAGCGCAAGUGGUAGACCUGACGUCCGAGAUGGUGCCGAGGCUGGUGAAUCUGUCAGAUCGAGACUGAAUUUCAGUGAUGGUGAUCAGGAAGGAACGCCCGACGUUUAUCAGACGAAAGGAAACGUCUAUAGUACUCCUAUCUCUGACAAAAAGUAUGGAAAAGGCUACCCGAUUUCCUCAGGAUCUCAGUCUCCAGGGGACGACUCUCCUUUCUUGCUUCACUCAACAACAGCCACUCAGCAAUAUGACCCCAAGCAUUAUCAAGACAAGAUUGUUGCGGGGGAUGGUGGUAAAGCUCUCCUCUCACCUGAGAUGGUACGUGUUGCCGACGGUGCAGAAGAGCCCGAUACUGCUGCCGAACCUGCAGCGCCUGCCAACAUAGACAUCAUCAAUCAAAUAACAGCAGUUUUAUCAGCCUCGCGUAAUGAUAGUGGAUCAGAAGAUGUCAAGAGCGCCUUGAUUGAGCUGAUAAAACUGGCAAGAAAUGGCAACAGGGAAUACGUCCAUGAAAUAAAAGGUCUUCUUCCCAUUGUAACAGAGACGUUAAAACAUUCCGAGGGUGCUAUUCGCUGUCUGGCUGCACGUGCAUUGCGUGAAGUAAUUCGCUCAAUGCCAGAAGCGUACAAAGAUGAUGUGAAACUUGUUGUAACCAAACUGGUCGAGACCCAGGCUGAUUCCGUAAAAGAGGUUUCUAACACUGCUGAAGAAUGCUGUAAUUUGAUUGCACAGAACCAGGCAGGCAAAGACCUUUUUGCAAUACUAUGCCCGAUUAUUGAAUCAGCCGACUUUCCAUCAAUUCUUCCAGCCAUCAAAAUGAUAAACAAUGUUGUCGAUCAUUCUCAACCAUCCUCAAUUGCACCCCAUUUGCCAAAUGUGACUUCCGCUUUACUGAAGGGUUAUGAUCAUUCUGAAAGUACUGUCAGGAAAGCAAGUGUAUUCUGUCUUGUUGCGAUUCAUAAUUUGGUGGGAGAAAAUGUCCUUUUUCAAUAUCUCCAAGAGCUCAACGGAUCAAAGUUGAAGCUGUUGAACCUCUACAUCAAAAGAUCUCAGUCUAGCAAGCAAUCAAGCUAGAAUAGUUAAUUACCACCGAUUUUCAACAAUUGCCAACUCAAGGUUGUUGGAAGUCAUGGGGUUAAAUACGGAGUUCCGCCGUCCUUUUUCUAGAUGUUUUCUAGGCCCAUUUGGUUAAAUUACCCGUUUUGAGAUGAUAAUUUACUUCAAUCACCUAGAAAAUUUUGAACAACCAUCUUUAUGCCCAACAAGUAUUUGUUAACUCUAAAUGCGAAAAUAUGUGUUUUGUAUCCAGCACUCCAUUAUUCUAGCACGUCUAGGCGUUCGUGAUUCCGCCAUUUAGUGCUUGUAGUUGCAUGGCAUUUUGCAUAGUUGUCUGAAGAUUCGUGUAAUUGUAUGUUACAUUUGAUAAGCACGUGUGUCGCACAUUAAACACAUGGCAAACUGAUUCUCUCGUUGAAAUUAAACGGGCUGGCCUAGAUCCAAUAGUCAAUUUUUCUACAAACCGGUAGAAUAAUACUCUUUCUUGUGGAUUCACCCAUCAUAUUGCAAACCAAGCUAGAACUACAGAUUUAUCAUCAAAAAGUCCAUUGUUUUCUCACAAUUCUCAAUUUCAAUGUCAAGUAAACCACAUCAGUUUUGAUCAAUCCCAUUUUUCUCUUAUCCUGGUAAGGGGGGGGGGCUGAGAGAGGGGGCAGCCUUGUGUAAAAAUGAUAAUGACGAAGACCUUUCUUGAGCUGGUUGCUUUCAAAAAUCCUUCUUCUUUAUAUUCUAUACGUAUCUUCCCUAGAAGACAAAAAAUGUCUCAAUUUUGUUCCAAAUUGAACUUCAACAAUGCCUCAAGUUUUUUUAGUUAUGUUGCAUUAGUCGCAGUGUUGCAUCCGACGCAACAAGCAACUUGUGGUUUUUCUAUCACGAAUCUAAACUCACUACAGAUGUAAUUCCCCUCUCUAUUUGAUGAGUUUAGGCCACGUGUAUUAUCUCCUUGUGUAUUAUGUGCUCCAGGGGUGUAUUGUUAAUUUCGUAGAAGCGUUGUGAACGUAAAAAUAUGGGCCAUAAGUUCUAUGUUUUCCUUCUCAAAUAGGUUAUUUAGGAAACCUCCAUGGGAGUUAUUUCUUGACCAAGGCCUUUGCCUGCAACAUUUUAUACAUCAUUUUUGCUCAAUUUCUGGCAAGGAUACAAAUUCGAGAGCGUCCAUCCGUCCUUAAGUUCACGACUGUUUGUAAUCAUGUAUAGUUAUUUGAAGAUUUUGGAAGUAAAGGUUAAAGAGAAUAGUAGCGGGGAGAUAUUAAAUUGAUCUGUUCCCUUCUCGUAUUGUAGGUUUAUUAGUCAUUUUCGUUGAUCAAUUACUUAUAAAAAUAAAGGGAAAUCUAAAGUAAAAGCUGUUCAGUUUCUUUAUUUUAUUUGUUUUUAGUAAAUUAGCCAUUUCACUCCUCGUUUACUUGCAUGGAGACACGCAUGUACAGCGUUUGUAGGUAGCUACAGAGUUCAUAUUUUGCGCAGGUUAUGUAACUUAAUAUAAAUUAUGGCUGGGA
This is a messenger RNA of Rhopilema esculentum, 6487 nucleotides long. Its product is annotated as CLIP-associating protein 1-A. Gene Ontology annotation, molecular function: microtubule binding. Gene Ontology annotation, cellular component: cytoplasmic microtubule; spindle microtubule; basal cortex. Lineage: Eukaryota; Metazoa; Cnidaria; Scyphozoa; Rhizostomeae; Rhizostomatidae. Gene Ontology annotation, biological process: mitotic spindle assembly; establishment of mitotic spindle localization. The record is from RefSeq and is a predicted model, not a curated record.